GAAUGCAUCGGAUGCACUUUUAGGCAGUCAAAACAAAACAAAAAUGACCGAAACGCUGGAAGACUGCUUGACUUGCCAGAGAAAAACUGAAAAUUACCUUCGAAUAACGGACGAAACCAGUGUAGAGGAUGUCGAGGCUAUCCUCAGAAGGCACUUUUGGUUCAAGGUCAACGAGUAUGAACAUCGGGUCCUUUGUACCAGCUGUUGGGAGAAGAUUGAAGAUUUCCACAAAUUCUACUGUGAAGUUGAACAGCUUUGGGAUCGGGAGCAUUUGUUGGAAGCCGUCAUCAAGACGGAACAACUGUUUGAUGAAAACGAACAUCAACAGCAACUGUUUGCGUGUGAAUUGCUCAAAACAGAGGAUGUUCCAAUGAAACAGAGUUUUGAGAUACAAAGUAAUGAGGAUUCGGAUGAUGACGUAAAUUGUGAGAAUCUUAAUGAUCAGGAUGAAAUAGAGGGUCGAAUUAGUAUGGAUGGAUUGGAUGCUGAGGUCAAGAACGAGUCAGGAACGUCUGACGAUUCAGAAGAGAAUUCAACUGUUCCCAUAGCUGAGAGAUGUAGAUCUACUAGACGGAAAUCUUCAACUAAGUUUAGUAGCGAACCGAUUCGUAAAAAGCGACAUGUUAACUCUCAGAGAAAGAUGAAUCUCGAACGGAAUGAAUUAAUAGCAACAUAUGUCCAACUUAAAUGUGAUGCAUGUGAUCAUAGAUCAACAACAUUUUCUCGAUUAUUGUUGCACUAUAGAAAAAUACAUCACAUACAGGGUUACGUUACAUGUUGUGAACGUAGCUUUCAAAAGAAAUCUAGUUUGUUUGAGCACGUGUGCAAACAUGAAUCCGGCAGUCACGAUAAGGAUGAUUCGCCAUUCCAGUGUGAAUUGUGUGAACCAGUGAGAAGUUUUAAGGAUGAAGAGGGUUUGCAAUUGCACAAAGUGGUAUGCCAUACGAUUGAGUCGGAGAAAAAGUACAAGUGUGAUCAAUGCGAGAAGGCUUUUGCUAGCGAGUGGCAACUCUCCGGUCACAAAAAUUGGCAUCAAAAUGUAGAGAGUUUGAAUAUUUAUUGUGAUAAAUGUAACAAAUAUUUUAAUUCAGUCCGUACAUUAAACACUCACAUGCGAGCGCAUCAUUCAGAAACGAUGGUAAUCUUUUCAACGCCAGCCACAACGGUGGAUUGUGAGACGAAGAUUACCGCUGACUCAAACAUUCCGGAGCCGAUAAUUACUAGUACAGAACAUCCGCCAGCUACAACAAUUCCAGAGUAUUCUUCGCCAACGUCACGUGUUGUAUCCGCGCCACCUAGGAAAACACUGAAAACCGCUGGAGAAAUCGCCGAACAGGAUGAAAUCAUACGACGGUUUUGUACUCUCAUAUGCGAAAAGUGUGAAUUUGUUGGUAAAAGCUACUAUCAACUGGAGAAACAUUACAAAACCGAGCACGACAUGCGCGGGUACGCUGUCUGCUGUGGGCGCAAGUUUUGCAAGAAGCGAAGGUUGUUCGAACACUGCCAGCGGCACAUCAAUCCGGAUAUGUUCCGUUGUGAGCUUUGCAACAAGUCUUUCACCGAGAGCGACGGAUUGGAGAAACAUAACAAAUGGGUGCACACGCCGGACUCGGAAAAGCCCUUCAAAUGUGAGAUAUGCGAUGCUGCCUUCUACAAGGACUAUUUGCUACGAAACCAUAUGAAGUAUCACAUUUCUAUGGAGCAGAAAAUCUUCAACUGCAAAGAUUGUGAUAAAUCAUUUGGUACUGCCGUCCUCCUGCGGGCUCACCAGCAAAACAUACACGGAGCCGCUUCUAGUUGGGUAUGUGACAUAUGUGCCAAAGGGUUCGUCCAUAAAUCACUUCUGGAGAACCAUCGUCUUUCGCACUCGGAAGAAGGAGCAGCAAGUUUGAAGAAGCAGUGCGAACACUGUAAGAAGUGGCUCAAGAAUAAGGAUACGUACAUGAAUCAUCUAAAGCGAUGUCUAGCCGGUGGUCCGGUUACGUGCGAUAUUUGUGGAAAAGAAGCGGUAAACGAGCUAGCCUUAGCCAGCCAUAAGCGGUUCAACCACGAGGAACGGCCGUCAUUUGCUUGCAGUUACUGUGGUAAACAAUUUAAGCGUAUUUUGCGGUUGAAGGAGCACGAGGCGAACCACCGCGGGGAGGUCCUGUAUUCGUGCCCAUACUGUCCACGAACGUGUAAUUCGAGUUCGAACAUGUACACCCACAAAAAGGUGGCCCAUCCUGAGCUUUGGGCGGCUAAAGUCGCGGACCGGUUUUAUAAGCGAUAAAUUGUGGUCUAUGUUUAAAU
This is a messenger RNA of Ochlerotatus camptorhynchus, 2289 nucleotides long. RefSeq names its product zinc finger protein 91-like. Lineage: Eukaryota; Metazoa; Arthropoda; Insecta; Diptera; Culicidae. The transcript has 5 exons. Gene Ontology annotation, biological process: regulation of DNA-templated transcription. The coding region runs from base 44 to 2269 and encodes 741 amino acids. Gene Ontology annotation, cellular component: nucleus. The record is from RefSeq and is a predicted model, not a curated record. Gene Ontology annotation, molecular function: zinc ion binding; DNA-binding transcription factor activity, RNA polymerase II-specific; RNA polymerase II cis-regulatory region sequence-specific DNA binding.